AUGCCUAGACUUUUGAAACGGACAAUGGUUAUAUCCAACAAUGCUAAUUACGAAGUUUUACCAACGUUUGAAAGCAGAAUAGUUGGCGCUUUGAUUAGACCAAUUGAAGAAUACAAUGAAAAGAAGUGGAGAUGGAUCUAUAGAUUUCUAACUAUCGUCAAGUGUUUUAUAUGGUACAACAACUUUCACGAGAUUGAAUUCAUCAAUAGUAUAAUUAUUGGCUUGAUAGCUGGCGCGAUGACAAUUGAGGAAAGAAAUCACAAGGGAGAAGAGGAAACGUUUUGGAACUUCAUAUGGUCCUCCACUAACUUUUAUCGAAGACUUGUAUUUAUUUGUCUCCGCAUAAAUAUGUAUUAUAUUGAGUCAUUAGUAGAAGUUGAUAAAAGAACUGGCGGAACGGUUUCGAAUGAGAUGUUGCUGAAAAUGAUAACACCGUGGAUUGGAGCAAUGUUGGGAUCAUUCUGUGGACAGUAUGUGACUAUAUUGAGGGACGAGUCCGUUGGUGGAGUUGCUGGUGGACUGUUGGGACUAGCGACUGCAGAGUUUUGGAUUAAACAAUUUCCGUUUGUUUCUCGAUACUGA
Messenger RNA from Caenorhabditis remanei, 582 nucleotides. RefSeq lists its product as uncharacterized. The coding region runs from base 1 to 582 and encodes 193 amino acids. The record is from RefSeq and is a predicted model, not a curated record. Lineage: Eukaryota; Metazoa; Nematoda; Chromadorea; Rhabditida; Rhabditidae. The transcript has 3 exons.